This is a messenger RNA of Penaeus vannamei (Pacific white shrimp), 2644 nucleotides long. NCBI's taxonomy places the organism in Eukaryota, Metazoa, Arthropoda, Malacostraca, Decapoda, Penaeidae. The record is from RefSeq and is a predicted model, not a curated record.
GCAGGUGAAGUUUCUCGUAAGGAAUGGCUGCCUCCAUAACCCGAGCGUGGAAACAUUUGCCUUUUUCUGGAUCCUCCAGAUGUUUGGUGGUGAAGGGAAGGCACCCUCCAUCAUGGAAUGGAAGAGUUCCUGGGUGCCAGGCAUUGGCAUCCACAGUUGGAACACAAGGACUCAGCAAUCACUCCUUACAGGUGGCUAACUUUAAUUCUGCUUGUAGAUUUUACAGUGCCACCCCUCCACCACAAAGACCACCAACAUUCUUAGGGAAAAUUAUCGAGAAUCUCCGAGAAGAAAUGUCAAGAAAUCAGAAGAUGAAAGAGAGCUUGAAGGAAUUUAGAAAAGAUAUGGAAAAGCUUGAGAAAUCUGAAGCCUUGCAGAAAGCCAGAGAGAAAUACCAGUCUGUAGAGGAGGAAACAGCAGAAGGAAGCAAAAAGGCUAAGCAGCAGUUAGAAUUCUUGAAGAAACGUGUUUCAGAAACAGUUGAAGAAGCUCAGAAGGCAGAAAUCCUUCAGAAAGCCUCAAAAAUGACUGAAGAGGCAACAAGGCAGGCACAAAAGGUUAGCCAGACCAUUUCACAAAAAGGAGAGGAAUUAAGCAAGACCCAGACAUUCAAAACCAUCUCUGAAACUGCCAAGGCUGUGAAAGAAGAGAUUGACCACUCCACAUUUGGUGGUGCUGGAGCCAGGGUUUACAGAGCUCCUCGGGAACUUAGAAAAAGAGUAGAACGAGACCCUGAAGCAGAACAGAGGAUUAUUCAGGCUAACACAGAGGCAAGUGGUAUGGUCCUACACAAAGACUCUCAGUUUGCUCAAAGUUGGCAAAAUUUCAAGGACAAUAACCCAUAUGUUAACAGAGUAUUGGUAUGGAAAACAAAAUUGGAUGAGAGUGAUAAUCCAGUUGUCCGUGCUUCAAUGCUAGUGAAAGAUAAGGUAUCAGAAUUAUUUGGUGGAGUCUUCCAGCGUACUGAGCUCUCAGAAGCCUUGACUGAGAUAUGCAAAAUGGACCCAACAUUCGACAAAGAACGGUUUCUUCUAGAAUGUGAAUAUGAUAUGAUUCCAAAUGUUUUAGAAGCUAUGAUCAGACCAGAUCUAGAGAUCCUUAAGGACUGGUGUUAUGAGCGAGCCUUUUCUGUAUUAGCAACACCUGUAAAGCAAGCUUAUCAAUUAGGUUUCAAAUUUGAUUCAAAGGUUUUAGAUGUUGACAAUGUGGACUUGGUCAUGGGGAAAGUAAUGGAUGAGGGACCAGUUCUCGCCAUAUCCUUCCAGUCGCAACAGAUUAUGUGUCUACGAAAUCAAAAGGGGGAGGUUGUGGAAGGGGAUCCAAGCAAAGUGCUACGCGUUCAGUAUGUUUGGGUGUUAUGUCGAGACCAGACAGAGCUGGAUUCCAGAGCUGCUUGGAGGAUACUUGAUUUGUCAGCACAGAGUACAGAGCAGUUUGUAUAGUGAAUCAAUUUAGGCAGCAUUUUUUUUUUUUUUUUUUUUUUUUAAGAAAUUGUAAAUUAUUUAGUUAAUGGGCACAACUAUAUUUUUUCCCUGGAACAAAAUGUUAUAAUUAUGGUCAUUAUUUGGAAAUUACUAAUAUGUAAAGCUGCAUAUUAAUGAAAGAAGUUAAGACAUGUGAUAUACACAUGCAGAAAUAGUUUCUAGGCAAUUUCCUACAGAUUAAAGAUAUUUUGAUGUUGAAAUGGAAAAUUAAUAUUUAUACCAUUAUGUAUGUGGAAAUUACAGAUAUUCUUCUAUAAACUAAAAGCUUGUUUUCAGUAUCCUAAUUGUUACCUUGAGAUCUGUGUUCUAACUGUCAGAGGAAGAUUCAACCAUUAACUGUUACUGAUUUGUGUAUGGCUAGCUAGAAUUUAUUAUAUGUUUCUUUCAAACAUAUUCAACAUUCUCUAUAAAUUCCUGGUUCACAAAUGCCUUCAGUGAGAUUAAAGUGACUAACAUUUUAUUUGUCAAUUUGUUAUAAUUUCCAAUUUGUGAAAGGUUGAACACAAUGUUACAGGCAGGAAAAGAAUGAUUAAGAGCUUCCACCGAAGUUGUAAAUGGAAUAAGCACUAAUAUUUACAAAGUAUGGGAUUCCGUUGUUGAAGUGACAUUUGUUUUUGAAGACAUUGAUAGAUACCUAUAGAUGCAAUCAUCACCUGUAGGAAUAUUUAGGAAAGUGCUAGUGCAAAUAUAAUUAAACUAGGGUACUUUGAGCCUUUUUUGUGAAACCAAGUUACUCAGUGUGACAAUCCAAUGUGUAAGUAAUUGAGAACUAUAUAAUUUAUUUACUUAUUUUUUCUUGCAAUUUAUGUUCAUGAUUUCAGAGGACUAGACCAGAAAAAAUAUAAACAUUCCCAAAUUCAUUUAAGGUGAGAUUUUGUAUUUUCCAAGUAUUUUGUGUGUUUAAAUGCCUCAUCAGUUACAGGAAAAAAGGUUAAUUUGAUUUUGAAGAUGAGGGACAUCAACUUUUUGGAUUUGUAAUGGGAUUAACAUGAUUUGGUCAUUUCUUCACACUUGUUCACUUCACUAUGUAUAUUUAUCACAAAGAGUAAGUACUGCUCUUUGUCAUCAUUAUGUAAUCAUAGAAGUCAUUUAUGAUUUCAGGGUUUGUUAAAGUAAAACGCAGUUGAUAUUGUAAAUAUGUAAUAUACGUUGUUUUGAAA